GCGCGCGCCCCGCCUGGCUUGGGUGGGGUCCCCGCCGCUGCGUCCACCACACGCCAGGCCCUGGCAGCCAGGCCCGCGGCCGUCGCGCAGGCUACCCGGUGACUCCCUCGGCCGCGCCGCCCCGCGCCUCCGGGACCAUGCUGCGCUGGCUGCGGGGCUUCGUGCUGCCCACGGCGGCCUGCCAGGACGCCGAGCCGCCGACGCGAUACCAGACCCUGUUCCAGCAGCUGGACCGCAACGGGGACGGCGUGGUGGACAUCGGCGAACUGCAGGAGGGGCUCCGGAACCUGGGCAUCCCCCUGGGCCAGGACGCCGAGGAGAAAAUUUUUACUACUGGUGAUACCAACAGAGAUGGAAAGCUGGAUUUUGAAGAAUUUACGAAGUACCUUAAAGACCAUGAGAAAAAAAUGAAAUUGGCAUUUAAAAGUUUAGACAAAAAUAAUGAUGGAAAAAUUGAGGCCUCCGAAAUUGUUCAGUCUCUCCAGAUACUAGGUCUAACUAUUUCUGAACAACAAGCAGAGCGGAUUCUUCAAAGCAUUGAUGCCGAUGGGACGAUGACAGUGGACUGGAAUGAAUGGAGGGACUACUUCUUAUUUAAUCCUGUUACAGACAUCGAGGAAAUAGUCCGUUUCUGGAAACAUUCUACUGGUAUUGACAUAGGAGAUAGUCUCACUAUUCCGGAUGAGUUCACGGAAGAUGAGAAGAAGUCGGGACAGUGGUGGAGGCAGCUGCUGGCGGGCGGCAUCGCCGGGGCCGUCUCCCGCACCAGCACCGCGCCCUUGGACCGUCUCAAAGUCAUGAUGCAGGUCCACGGUUCAAAAUCAGACAAAAUGAGCAUAUAUGGCGGCUUCCGGCAGAUGGUGAAGGAAGGAGGCGUCCGCUCCCUUUGGCGAGGAAAUGGUACGAAUGUCAUUAAAAUUGCUCCCGAGACAGCUGUGAAGUUCUGGGCGUAUGAACAGUACAAGAAGAUGCUUACUGAGCCAGGACAGAAAGUGGGAACCCUUGAGAGAUUUGUCUCUGGUUCCUUGGCCGGAGCGACUGCACAGACAUUUAUUUAUCCCAUGGAGGUUUUGAAAACCAGGCUGGCCGUAGGCAAAACUGGGCAGUACUCUGGGCUGUUUGAUUGUGCCAAGAAGAUUUUGAAACGUGAAGGCAUGGGAGCUUUUUACAAAGGUUAUAUUCCCAACUUAUUAGGCAUCAUACCUUACGCAGGUAUUGAUCUUGCUGUGUAUGAGCUCUUGAAGGCCCAUUGGCUGGAAAAUUUUGCCAAAGACUCGGUGAACCCCGGAGUCACGGUGUUGCUGGGGUGUGGCGCCUUGUCUAGCACCUGUGGGCAGCUGGCCAGCUACCCGCUGGCGUUGGUGAGGACACGCAUGCAGGCUCAAGCCAUGGUAGAAGGAACCCAACAGCUGAACAUGGUUGGCCUCUUCCGACGAAUUGUUUCCAAAGAGGGAAUACCAGGACUCUACAGAGGCAUCACCCCAAACUUCAUGAAGGUGCUCCCCGCUGUAGGCAUCAGUUAUGUGGUUUAUGAAAAUAUGAAACAGACUUUAGGAGUAACCCAGAAAUGACACUUUGAAUGUUUUGCUUUUGCGCAAUUAUUGAGAUUUCCUAUAAUCUCCAGAGGGACUGUUUUCUCCUAGAACUGCAAGUCAAUGGCAAAAGAAUCCAUAUUUUUUUCACAAAAGGGAAGAGCUUAUCAAGGAUCACUUUAAACAUUUGGGCUCAAUUUUAUACAUACAGAAAUGUUUUUAAAAAAUCAUAGUUUUGAAGCUCAUACAAUUCUGAAAAGGCCAGAAAAUUGUAUUUUAUCUCUUCUUCUUAGUCCUUUCUACAAAUCUCUGCCCUGAAUCCUAAAUCUGAAACAUGUACCUGCUUGAACUAAAUUUGUUUUGUGUGGUAGAAUUAUAAAUCAUUCAUCUUUAUUUUUGAUGGUUCAUGUUUGUGCCAGUUUCUUUAUACUUAAGUCUUUUUCUUAAAAACAAGAUGAUCAGAAAACCUUGAAACUUAAAUUGUUUUAUAUAUUUUGAAUGUUUUUAUAGACUUCUUAAAAUUUCCUUUUAGAGCCAUUGAUAGAAAAUCGUUGCAUGAAAACAUACCUUCCAUCGGCCAGAUAAGCAGUGAGGUUAUGUUUGUCUUUCUUUAAGCUGAAUAAGAAUGAACCUAAGUGGCUGAAUUUCAAGGGAUACAAAUACCCUACAUCCUUUUGUCUAUAUAAAGGGAUAUAAAUACCCUUUAUAUCACUUUUGUCUAAGGAGGAUUGAUGAAAUAAUACUUACUUCAGCGGGCCUUGUCCCCUUUUCCUUGCAUUGUUAUUUGGGACCUGGGAGGACACACUGACUGUUAGUAUGUUACUGUUACGUUACCAAAACACUGGCAACUGACUUGAAAGAUUUUGCUUAUUCUGUCAUUGCUUCAAAAAGUACCAAGAAACAAAAUCUUUUUACUUAGUAUCAGCUUUUGAAGAGCAUCUUUCUUUUCUCAGUCCUUUGUUUCCUACUUGAGUCAGAUUUUGUUUUAAUCAGGAAGGCUUCUGGGGGCUGUCCUUGGUGAUCUGCAGUUUCCUGAGUACGUGAAGGGGUUGGUCAUGGGGGGAUGGCUUUCUCUUCUCUCCUCACUGUCCAGUUUCUUCAAACCUGCCUUUCUCAGCUUGGGCAGGACGGACCCAAUCGUACCUAGUAGGUACUUACACCUGAAUGAAAGGCCCGAUUUUAAAACAUAUACAUUCAUAGUCUCUCUUGCCCCAAGUUUUAGAACAUGUUUUCAUGAUAUAGAAAACUUACUUUUAAUGUUGUGGCAUAUUUUUAUUUUACUAAAGCCAUUUUUGUAGUUAACUGUCUUUUCUGAUUUAUGUGAUUAGGAUGUAUUAGUUGAAGUUAUUCUUACCACUUUUUAAAUUUACCUCCUAAACUGAAGUUUGAUGUCUAAUAAUUUCUGUUAUAAAUGAUCAACCUUUUAAUGACCAUCCAGUGACAUGGUAGGCAUACUGUAUUUGAAUCUACCUCUUAUAUUUUAUGAACCAAAGAGAAAUGUUGGACUCAUCUUUGUGAAACAUAUCCCAAAAUAUAGUUUUCAUUAUAUGAGUUAUGCCUGACAAAUGUCUCAGUAUUUUUGUAAUACAUGAUAAACAUGGGACUCUGUCUUUAGGGUGGUUUGUACUUGGAGUAAUACAUAAAUGACAAUAUUAAGGUACAUGAUUAGCUUUUUCUUUCUUUACUCAUAAAAAUUAUGGAAUGAACAAUUGAAAUCUCAAGCUACUGAAAAGUCAUCAUUGUUCACUAUGAAUUUAAAUUGUUUGCUAUUUAACAUUUGUAAGGAGUGAAUGUGAUUUAUCUAUGCAUCUUGUAUUUUUUGAAACAAUCAUCUUGUAUCUUUUGAAAAGAACCCCGAAUUGAAGAUACACUGUUUCUGGCG
Pteronotus mesoamericanus is the source of this 3414-nucleotide messenger RNA. It is a transcript of the gene SLC25A24, whose product is annotated as solute carrier family 25 member 24. NCBI's taxonomy places the organism in Eukaryota, Metazoa, Chordata, Mammalia, Chiroptera, Mormoopidae. Gene Ontology annotation, molecular function: calcium ion binding; ATP transmembrane transporter activity. The coding region runs from base 138 to 1571 and encodes 477 amino acids. The record is from RefSeq and is a predicted model, not a curated record. Gene Ontology annotation, biological process: ADP transport; ATP transport; transmembrane transport. The transcript has 10 exons. Gene Ontology annotation, cellular component: mitochondrial inner membrane.